AGCAGAAAAGAUGAUGUCGACUAACACUUGCUUCAAGUGCGAUCGUCCCGGUCAUUAUGCCCGCGACUGCCAGAACGUUGGAGGCGGCGGUGGCCGUGGAGUCGGUGGACCGCGUGACCGUCGGGACUUCGGAAGACGGGAGAAGUGCUACAAGUGUAACCAGAUGGGACACUUUGCCCGUGACUGCAAGGAGGACCUGGACCGGUGCUACCGGUGCAAUGGCAGCGGUCAUAUCGCGCGCGAUUGCAGUCUGUCCCCGGAUGACUCGUGUUGCUACAACUGCAACCAGAGCGGCCAUCUGGCCCGCAACUGCCCGGAGAAGAGUGACCGCGACAUGAACGUGUCGUGUUACAACUGUAACAAGAGCGGCCACAUCUCGCGUAACUGUCCGUCGGGCGACAAGUCGUGCUACAGCUGUGGCAAGAUCGGCCACUUGAGUCGCGACUGCACAGAGAACAAGGGUCGCGAUUAGAAGUCGGGUUACUCGUCGUGGUGUGGCAGUAACAACAACACUGCGGCGUAUUUCCGCUUGCCACAUCAGUCCUCCUCCUCCUCUUCUACGGCAG
Molecule: messenger RNA, 566 nt
Organism: Anopheles marshallii
Lineage: Eukaryota; Metazoa; Arthropoda; Insecta; Diptera; Culicidae
Product: CCHC-type zinc finger nucleic acid binding protein-like
Exons: 2
Coding region: 11-472 (153 amino acids)
Molecular function (GO): nucleic acid binding; zinc ion binding
Source: RefSeq, a predicted model, not a curated record